AUGUCGAACGUCUUAGGAAGUGCCAAUACAGGUCUGCAGCCAGAUACAUGGUACAGCAUACAAAGCUACGCAACAGACUAUUACAUCGGCGUUGGAAACUCAUCCUCCAUCUCCCAAGUAAGCUCCGGCACAGACGACACAUCUCUCUGGCAAUUCCUCUCCGGAUCCACCUCAGCAUCCUACGCCAUCCGCUCCAAAUCCUCAGAAGGUCUCUACUGUCUCUAUCCCGGCCCAACCCUCCAGGAAUGCAGCAGCACAUCAGCACAGUACCGCGUCUUCGCCGCAGCGUCAGAUGAGGGAGCAAACAUCUUCGUUCCCUCCACGGAAUCUGACGACGCUGGACUCUAUGUCUCCAGCGACAGCUCCCAAGGCGAUGCUGUCGAGACCGCAGAGCUGGAUCCAUUGAAUGUAGACGAAGUCGAACUCCUCUUCGCCAUCUCCAGCGUCAGCGCGGUUGACACUUCGGCUUACCCGACUGCCCUUCCAUCGCCAAGUUCAACCUCGACGUCGUCAAGUGGAAGUAAUGCUACCACUCGCACGUCGUCGACAAGCCAAUCUUCCAGGUCGGUAACUCCAACACCCUCUUCUUCUUCCUCAUCUAGUUCGACCUCCGAAGAUACCAGCUCGACCUCAGCACCCACUUCCGACGCACCCGCUGCUCCAUCGACAGCAUCCUCAACCAUCACAAUCACCCAGGACGCACCAGUGACCGACGCCGCUGUGCCCACGACGUCGACGGUGCUCGUCGAUCCUUCCGAUACCCUCGCUACGACUGCGCCGUCGGCUGAGCCGAGUGGUGUGGAGUUGAGUACUGGUGCUGGGAACGUGUUUGGAGUCAGCGGUCUUCUGGUGGGGAUGGUUGCUGCGGUGGUCGGAUUGUGGGUAAUCUAG
Fulvia fulva is the source of this 891-nucleotide messenger RNA. RefSeq lists its product as uncharacterized. The coding region runs from base 1 to 891 and encodes 296 amino acids. The record is from RefSeq and is a predicted model, not a curated record. NCBI's taxonomy places the organism in Eukaryota, Fungi, Ascomycota, Dothideomycetes, Mycosphaerellales, Mycosphaerellaceae. The transcript is spliced from 2 exons.